Trifolium pratense (red clover) is the source of this 459-nucleotide messenger RNA. RefSeq lists its product as uncharacterized. Bases 1 to 459 code for a protein of 152 amino acids. The transcript has a single exon. Lineage: Eukaryota; Viridiplantae; Streptophyta; Magnoliopsida; Fabales; Fabaceae. Gene Ontology annotation, molecular function: nucleic acid binding; RNA-DNA hybrid ribonuclease activity. The record is from RefSeq and is a predicted model, not a curated record.
AUGAAAUGCAACAUUGAUGCUUCCUUUUCAUCUCUAAACAAUAGAGUUGGUAUUGGUGUUUGUAUCCGAGAUGAGUUUGGCGCUUAUGUGUUGGCUAAAUAUGAACAAUUUACACCUUUAUGUGAUGUUCGUUUUGGUGAAGCUCUCGGUUUACUUCCAGCUCUCAAUUGGGUUCACGAGUUAAACUUAGGACCAGUUGAUUUUGAGCUCGACUCAAAGAUAGUGGUGGAUAGUUUUCAUUCAAAUAAGUGUGAUGCUACUGAGCUCGGAGAUAUUAUUUCACAUUGUAAACAACUAAUCUCUAAUUAUUACAACAACUCUAGUGUUGAGUUUAUUAGGCGACAAGCCAAUGAGGUUGCUCAUAGUUUAGCUAAGGCGGCCACAUAUACAGUUAGUCCCCGUAUUUUGGUUGAUAUACCACAUUGUAUUGAACACCUAUUGAUCAAUGAAAUGUUAUAA